AUGAUGACGUGCCGUCUGCUGUGCGCCCUGUUGGUGCUUGCCCUGUGCUGCUGCCCGUCCGUGUGUGCGGCAGAGGAUAAGUCUCAAGCCGCCACCUUUUCCCAGACGACCACGACGACGACCAUAACAAAACCACCGACUACGACAACGACGACCACGACAAAGGCACCAACCACGACGACCACCACCACUACAACACAGGCACCAAGUACUACGACUACAGAGGCGCCAGCUGUGUCGACCACCCGCGCACCGUCACGUCUUCGCGAAAUCGACGGCAGCCUCAGCAGCUCUGCGUGGGUGUGUGCCCCGCUGGUGCUUGCCGCAUCCGCGCUGGCGUACACCACUCUGGGCUGA
Trypanosoma cruzi is the source of this 357-nucleotide messenger RNA. Its product is annotated as mucin TcMUCI, putative. The record is from RefSeq and is a predicted model, not a curated record. The coding region runs from base 1 to 357 and encodes 118 amino acids. NCBI's taxonomy places the organism in Eukaryota, Euglenozoa, Kinetoplastea, Trypanosomatida, Trypanosomatidae. The transcript has a single exon.